CUACUCCUAAACAUCGAUUUAUCGAGGUUUGCCCGGACCGGACUUGAAAUGACUAAGAUGCAAGACGCUGCUGAGGUUUUCUCGUGGCUGUCUACGGUUUUCUUUGUGUGUGUUCUUCUGCUUGUGUCAAAGGGGUUCUCUAUCACCAGAGCUCAGAUUAGCCUACCUGGAACAGUGAAGACGAUAUGUUUUGGUUUCAUCUACUUGACCUUCUACACUAUCGUCUUCUUUGACCAACGUGUGCUCCUGGACCCCCAAGACAUCAUUGUUAGUAUGACGUCACUAUCAGCAAGCGGUUUGAUUGGCCUAAAGUUUACUGGUGCUAUCAUUUUCGUAUACGGCUGUAUCGUGACGAUCAAGAACCACCCAAGAAAGGUGUCCUUCUAUUUACCAUUCACUAUCUUCUUAGUUCCUAAUAUCUGGAAUGGGAUCGACCUGGCUUUGUGUUUUACUGGACAUGCCUAUUUCCUGUAUAUAACGCGACCGGACCGUCUUAAUAAACGGUUCCCUUUCCAUCUGCGAGCAGGAAAGGUUUCAUUCCGUGAUAUCGAUGAAGACGUAGAAGAUCUCUAUAUUCCAUCGAAGGACUUUUAUUCCAUUUUCCAAACUGGAAAGAAAUCGGAUAUCGGACCUGGAACGACAUUGACUAUCCCCGAAGGACCCCAGCACUUCCAAACACCAGUGUUGCCUUUCAACGCACCAUCGGAAGAGUGCCUGGCUGUCCUUCUUCGACCAUCCUUACCGGAGAUACCAACCGUGUCUGCUACUGUUGACCUAUCAUACCGAAUACCCUCACCGGAGAUACCAACCGUGUCUGCUAAUGUUGACCCAGCAUACCGAAUACCAUCACCGGUUAUACCAACGGUAUCGGGUACUUUCCAGAAACAGACACCUGCAACGUCCUCGGUAUUUGUUUCCAUGCCUUCUGUAGUGGCUAGGCAGUCGAAGAAGAUCACUCCUACUGGGUCAUCAACCGGUCAGAAACAAUUUCCGAACGAAGACGGCGCGGCAGUUGAGAUCUCCACGGCUUCUGUUCCCAAAGGAGGGUUCUCUAUAUUCUCCGUCCAGAAACAACCAGUGAGUGCCCUUAGAUGUAUAGAUAAGAAUGUAAGAAAUAAUUUUCAAAUAAGAUGA
Molecule: messenger RNA, 1134 nt
Organism: Lytechinus variegatus (green sea urchin)
Lineage: Eukaryota; Metazoa; Echinodermata; Echinoidea; Temnopleuroida; Toxopneustidae
Exons: 8
Coding region: 49-1134 (361 amino acids)
Biological process (GO): response to pheromone; G protein-coupled receptor signaling pathway
Source: RefSeq, a predicted model, not a curated record